AUGGAUUACCUACGCACUCUGGGAUCAGCAGCCGUCUCCUCCCUCGUCCAGAAAUCUGGUCUGAAUCUCCCCUUCUCUCUUGGAUCCAAGGUCGCGUACGAAGGCGUUUGGAAUCUAUAUGAAGGAACGAAACGCGAAGAUGGAAGUCAUGUGUCCGUAUUCGAAUUCGAUGCGACGACGGAGACCAGCAAAAAGAACUUCCUACCUUUGGCUAAGAAUGCUCUACGGAAACUACGCACCACACGCCACCCCGAUGUCCUCAAAUUCAUGGAUGUCGUAGAGACAGACACGACGAUACAUAUCAUGACCGAACGCGUUCGACCGUUGGGCCCGGCCCUGUUAAGCAGAUCAUCGAGCAGUCAGCAAGAACGUGAGGAUUGGUUACUGUGGGGGCUGCACAGGGUUUCGGUAGCUCUCGCAUUCGUCAAUGACUCGUGUGCCUCAACUCACGGGAACAUACGCAUCGGGUCGAUCUUCAUAACACCGUCGGGCGAGUGGAAACUUGGAGGUUUUGAAGUGCUGAGCAACCCGAAGGAUCCGGCUGCCGUUCUAUAUACGAUGGGUGGUUCGUUGCCAGAUUCAUCCUCAUUGUCCCCUCCCGAAGUCAAGAAAGGCGGUUGGUCGGUCUUAAAAGAACACGACGUCGCUGCAGCCGAUGCCUAUGCGCUGGGUCUACUUUUACAUGCCCUCUUCAAUCCCAAUCAACCAUUGCCCGCUACUGUCCACCCUCCACACCCACCCCCGCAACCAUCAUCGAGGGGCUCGAUCCCCGCUUCCUUGUUCCCUCAUUUCAAGAAGCUUCUAAACCCCAACCCCAAAGCUCGCAUGACACCAAAACACUUCUUGGAUAUCGGUAUGGCGGAAACGGGCUUCUUUGCUACCAAUCGACUGGUCAAGGUAUGCCUUGGCCUCGAUAAUUUUGCCCUCAGCAGUGAAGCUGAGAAAUCCACAUUACUGAGAACACUGAAAGAAUCUGCUUCAUCAUUCCCUACCGAAUUCGCAUCAUUUCGUGUCCUUCCAUCUCUCGUGUCCGCGCUCGAAUACGGCGGCGCAUCAGCCGCAACCAUUCUCCCUCUAGUCCUCAAAUUCGGUGAAAACGUCGCGUCGGAAGAAUAUCCUAAGGUCAUCCUAACGCCGUUGGUUAAACUGUUCGCUAGCCCAGAUAGAGGAACCCGGAUGGCCCUACUUGAUCACCUACCUGAGUAUGCAGAGAGGCUGGACAAGAAAAUGGUCAAUGAUCAGAUUUGGCCAAAUCUUCAAACGGGAUUUUCAGACACUGUCGCCGUCAUACGAGAAGCUACAGUCAAGUCGAUCAGCCUACUUGCUCCCAAGUUUAGCGAUCGUAUCCUCAAUAAUGAUCUUCUAAGAUUUCUGGCGAGGAUGCAAACGGAUGUGGAAGCCUCAAUACGAACGAAUACCUGCAUUCUCAUCGGCAGACUUGGGCCAUCCCUGGGGUAUAACACGAAACGUAAAGUUCUGGUUCCAGCAUUCUCCCGAGCAUUGAAGGAUACCUUCGUUCAUGCUCGCGUUGCUGGGCUGAUGGCACUGAUGGCCACCAUCGACUGCUAUGAACCCGAUGACCUCGCUAGCAAAGUCAUACCAAGCAUGUCGUUCACCAUGCUAGAUAAAGAGAAGUUGGUGCGCGACCAGGCAUUCAAAGCGAUGGAGUUGUUCGUCAAGAAACUAGAGACGCAUGCUUCGACUUUACCUGAAACCGUCGCACCCCAAGAAACGUUGGAAAUGCCAGGUGGCUUGGGAUCUGUAGCAAUCCCCACGCAGGCCACCAUCGUCAACUCGGCUGCUGGUGCUGCCGGCGCCCUAGCAGGAUGGGCCAUCACAUCGCUAGGCAAGAAGCUCGCUGCUUCCGAUCUCCAAAGCACCAUCGCCGAGGCGAACGGGCCCGCUACUGCUAUCGAUCGGUCGUCUUCUGCCCCUUUCACGGCUGGACCUUCUGCAGGAUCUAAUGGCCCUCAACCAAACGGACAAACCUUGACACCUCCCGGACCCGAACGAUCGUCUAGUGCACCGAAUCAAUCCAAAGGGCUUAAACUGGGUAGCGCGAAAGCACACGCCGACGAUUCAUUUAUUGCCGAACUCGAGAAGGAUAGCAGUCAUGACUCCAAUCCUUGGGCAGCUGAAGACCUUAUGGAUGUCAAUGCCGACCAAGAUGACUGGAGUGCCUUCGAAAGCGCCCCUGCUCCAGUGAUAAAUUUGGAGAUCACCAACGAUCUGGGUUUCGACGUUCAGGAUCCCUGGGAACACCAAGACCCAGUGCCACCAAAGCCGCGCUCGUUCUCCUCAAGCACUCCACCAUCAGUGAAACCUUUGUCAGUCGCUCGUACAGUGUCAUCCUUAAGUGAUCCUGCCGGACGUGAUGAAUGGGGUGCUUUUGCCAUCAAACCCAACGUGGUUGCGGAAGCGAAGACUACAAUUAGUGUUCCGAACACACCUUUAGCAGCGACGAUGUCUAAAGAGGAUCGUGCCGCGGAAAUGGCCAGGCGGAAAGAGGAGAGGAGGCAGCGCAUUGCAAUGCUGAAAGAGAAGAAGCAGAGCAAAACCUAA
Messenger RNA from Pleurotus ostreatus (oyster mushroom), 2562 nucleotides. RefSeq lists its product as uncharacterized. The transcript has 12 exons. The record is from RefSeq and is a predicted model, not a curated record. Gene Ontology annotation, cellular component: cytoplasm. The coding region runs from base 1 to 2562 and encodes 853 amino acids. NCBI's taxonomy places the organism in Eukaryota, Fungi, Basidiomycota, Agaricomycetes, Agaricales, Pleurotaceae. Gene Ontology annotation, molecular function: protein kinase activity; ATP binding. Gene Ontology annotation, biological process: tRNA export from nucleus; protein phosphorylation.